CAGGAAGUCCUUAAUCCAGGUGCAGGUGUUGAGUGGUAGCCCCAGGUUUGUCAGUUUAAACACCAGCCUGUCCGGAAGUAUGGUGUUGAACGCCGAGCUGAAGUCCACAAAGAGCAUUCUGAUGUAGCUACGCCUCUCCUCCAGGUGGGACAGGGUGGAGUGGAGAGCCGUCGCAAUGGCGUCUCCUGUGGACCUGUUGGCUCGGUAGGCAAACUGGUGUGGGUCUAGUCUGGGCGGCAUGGAUGAGAUGAUGUGACUAUGGACUAGCUUCUCAAAGCACUUGUAUGAUCACAUUAAAAUGUUAUGCACCUUAAUAUAAGCAACCCAUUGACUUGAAUACCUGCACUUUGUUUGCUCUCAGUAGUUGCAGUUUCUUCGAGCUGGGGCAGCCUAUAUUGACGUUCCUGAGUGUGUGGUAGACAGUCUACAACAGCUGUCUGAAGUUAUCAGCGCUUAUCUCUCACAGAGUAUUGUCCCUCCACUAUUGGAUGAUGUAGCUGUGGUUGAAUGGAGUGGGAGUGUGGGGCGACCCCGGCUAAACAUAGAAAGUCAGACCCUCCUGAAUCUACUCAGCACUGGGUUGCCACUGACUUCUUUGAGUGACCUCCAUGGGAUUUCAAGGUCAACUCUGUAUAGACGGAUGCAAGAGCAUAACCUCUCUGUCAGAAAAUGCUAUUCUGACAUAUCAGAUGAUGUGCUAGAUCUGAAAGUUAGGUCUAUAAAGGCAAGAAUGCCCCAUGCUGGCUACAGGCUAGUGAAAGGAUCGCUACAAGCAAUGGGGCAUCGGAUUUCAUGGAGAAGAGUAAAAGAUGUAAUUGCAGCGUGUGGAUGGUGCAGGAAUAAUUGCCAGGAUGGUCCAGCUGUCAUGCAUUGCAAGACGGACGUACUCUGUUCCCGCUCCCUUGUCUCUUGUCCACAUCGACACAAACCACAAGUUGAUAAGGUGUUAUUUCUCCUACUGAACUAUUUCUAAUCAUUGGUGAUUUUAUGUCACCCAAUCGUAAUAUCAGUGCUGUAUAAAAAUUACCUCUUUGUUAGGUACAACAUAGUCAUUUUUGGAGCAAUGGAUGGCUUUUCAAGGACGAUCUUUUACCUGGACACUGCUGGGAAUAACAAAGCAGAGACGGCUUUUGGAUUCUUCAUGGAUGGAGUUCGGAAAAAUGGAUGGCCAUCAAGAGUGGAACGCCCAUGGAGAGAUGUGUGGAGUGUAACGUGUCAGUACUACGACGUGCUCCACAGUUUGGAGGAAGAGGGCUUUAUUGACCUGUCCAUUGCUGUCCACCUCUUCUGUGUGGGGUAUGUCUUCAUACCACGACUACGAUUAGAUUUGCAGCAUUUUACGGAGAGCUGGAAUCGUCACCCCUUGCGCACAGAGGGAAAUCUGACACUGAAUCAGCUAUGGAUGAUCGGGAUGCUGCAAGCACCUGUGUCAGAGCCAGACCUGGUAGAGAUCCAGCAAGCUGAGGAGCAACCCUCUCAGGAACAGCAAAGUGACAACACUGAGCAUGGAGUUAUUGUACCAGACAUCCAAUGCCCCCUGUCAGCUGAAAGACUUGCUGCACUACAGCACCAAGUGAACCCCACCACCGAGUCCUCAUCCUUUGGUCGGGACAUCUACUUGCAUGCUCUUAGAACAGCUUUUGGACUCUAACAUUCUGAUAUGCAUGAAUGCAUAUUUCCAACCCGCCAUAAUUACCUCAGAUUCUAACAAAGUUUUUCACUUUCUCAACCAGCAUUUAUGUGAAUUAUACACAAAUAAAGCCCAAUUCGAGCA
Messenger RNA from Gadus chalcogrammus (walleye pollock), 1774 nucleotides. RefSeq lists its product as uncharacterized. The transcript has 4 exons. The coding region runs from base 1064 to 1651 and encodes 195 amino acids. The record is from RefSeq and is a predicted model, not a curated record. Lineage: Eukaryota; Metazoa; Chordata; Actinopteri; Gadiformes; Gadidae.